Molecule: messenger RNA, 11932 nt
Organism: Lagopus muta (rock ptarmigan)
Lineage: Eukaryota; Metazoa; Chordata; Aves; Galliformes; Phasianidae
Gene: FCHSD2
Product: FCH and double SH3 domains 2
Exons: 21
Coding region: 238-2535 (765 amino acids)
Biological process (GO): regulation of actin filament polymerization; neuromuscular synaptic transmission
Cellular component (GO): recycling endosome; neuromuscular junction
Molecular function (GO): protein binding
Source: RefSeq, a predicted model, not a curated record
CCUCCCCUCCCCGCUCCUCAGGGCCGCGGCUCGGGACGCCGCUCUCCGCCCGUUCGGAACCGUGAGAGAGAGAGAGGCGGCCGCGUUCCCCUCCCUUCGCCUCGUUCUCUCAGCCCGAAGCGGGAGGCAAACGGCGGCCGCCCGCUCCUCGCCGCCUCCUCCCGCUCCUCCUCCUGCAGCGGGGGUCGCGUCCUGCUGCCGGGGGGGGGAAUUGAUGUGGAGACCCCGCGCAGCACCAUGCAGCCCCCGCCGAGGAAGGUGAAAGUUACACAGGAGCUGAAAAACAUCCAGUUGGAGCAGAUGACAAAGCUGCAGGCCAAGCAUCAGGCAGAAUGUGAGCUACUUGAGGAUAUCAGAGCGUUCAGUCAGAAGAGAGCUGCGAUCGAGAAGGAAUAUGCACAGAGCAUUCAGAAGCUGGCUAGCCAGUACUUGAAGAAGGACUGGCUGGGGAUGAAAGCUGAUGAACGAGCUGAUUAUAGGAGCAUGUACUCCGUUUGGAAAUCACUCCUGGAAGGCACAAUGCAGGUGGCCCAAUCCCGACUCAACAUCUGCGAGAACUAUAAGAACUUGAUUUCGGAACCAGCCAGGACUGUAAGGUGCUUCAAGGAACAGCAGCUGAGAAAGUAUGUGGACCAGCUGACACGGAUCCAAGCGGAGUUACAAGAGACAGUAAAAGAUUUAGCUAAAGGCAAAAAGAAAUAUUUUGAGACUGAACAGAUGGCUCAAGCGGUGCGGGAGAAAGCUGAUAUCGAGGCCAAGUCCAAACUUAGUCUUUUUCAGUCAAGGAUAAGCUUGCAAAAGGCAAGUGUAAAGUUAAAAGCACGACGGUCGGAGUGCAAUUCGAAGGCUAUCCAUGCAAGGAAUGAUUAUCUUCUCACUCUAGCAGCUGCUAAUGCACACCAAGACCGCUACUACCAAACAGAUUUGGUGAACAUUAUGAAGGCUCUGGAUGGGAACGUUUACGACCACCUGAAGGAUUAUUUAAUGGCUUUCAGCAGGACUGAACUCGAGACGUGCCAAGCCGUACAGAACACCUUCCAGUUUUUACUGGAGACUUCCAGCAGGGUGGUGCGAGAUUACAAUCUACAGCAGUUUUUACAGGAGAACUCCGUGUUUCACAAACCACAGCCCUUCCAGUUCCAACCGAGCGACAGCGACACUAGUUUUAACACGGUUCAGCUGGUGGACAUCGAGCCCUCACCUGUCAGUGCCAUGCGAAUGACUAUAGCAGAGAGUCGACAACUGGAAUCGGAAACUGGAACGACUGAGGAGCACAGCCUCAACAAGGAGGCUCGGAAAUGGGCAACCCGUGUGGCCCGCGAGCACAAGAACAUCAUCCACAGCCAGAGGACACUUGAAGAGCUGGAGUGCCACGGGCCUGUGAUGUCUGAACAAACCCGAGUGGAACUGGAGCAGAAAAUAGAUGAAGCCAGAGAGAGCAUUCGCAAGGCUGAGAUCAUUAAGCUGAAAGCAGAAGCCCGUCUCGAUCUCCUGAAGCAGAUCGGGGUCUCUGUGGAUACUUGGCUAAAAAGUGCAAUGAACCAGGUGAUGGAGGAGCUGGAAAAUGAGCGCUGGGCCAGCCUGCCCUCGGUGACCAACAACGGCUCUGCACACCUGAUCAGUGCUGAUGCAGAAAAGGAAGAAGGUGAAGAGUUUGAGGACAGCAUGGAUGUUUUUGAUGACAGCAGUUCUAGUCCUUCUGGUACUCUUAGAAAUUACCCUCUCACCUGCAAAGUCGUUUAUUCCUAUAAGGCUUCUCAGCCAGAUGAAUUGACCAUAGAGGAACACGAGGUACUGGAGGUGAUUGAAGAUGGAGAUAUGGAAGACUGGGUUAAGGCACGGAAUAAAGCAGGCCAGGUGGGCUACGUCCCUGAGAAGUACCUGCAGUUCCCAACAUCCAGCAGCCUGCUGAGCAUGCUGCAGUCCCUUGCUGCACUGGACAGUCGGUCCCACACCUCCAACAAUUCCACAGAGGCUGACCUGGUGUCGGGCAGCCUGAAUGGAGAUUCCAGUGUCUGUUUUGUGAAAGCACUUUACGACUACGAGGGGCAGACCGAUGACGAGCUGUCCUUCCCAGAAGGAGCCAUCAUCCGCAUCUUGAACAAGGAGAAUCAGGAUGAUGAUGGCUUUUGGGAAGGAGAAUUCAAUGGGCGUGUUGGCGUGUUCCCAUCGGUGUUAGUUGAAGAGCUGACAGCCUCAGAAAAUGGAGAGACUCAGUGGAUUGGAGAUAUUCAGGUGUCCCCCACCCCAAAGCCGAAUCACACCCUUCCGCCGCUGCCGCUGUACGACCAGCCUCCCACCAGCCCCUUCCACAGCCCGGACAAAAGAGGCUCCCAGUACUUCCCCAGGUCGCCAUCGACUAACGAAAACAGCUUCAGCUCGGAGUCCCCUGGGUUCUCACAGCCUCCACGACUUCCUCCUGAAACUUCAUACGGCAAACUGCGACCUGUGCGAGCAGCUCCUCCACCCCCAACGCAGCAGCAGCACCGCCGGCCAACAGAGAAGAUUGAGGACGUGGAAAUCACGCUGGUGUAACGGUUGGACUCGUUCCAUAGUAGUGCUACAAUCAAGACCAAACCCGGGAUUUGGUCGGUCUCGUUUUUAGGCACCUUUGCAUGAUGAAGACUUGGAAUCGAGCGAGAGACAGGGAGGAUUUUGGGGACGGUGACGCUGCGGACUCCUUCCCACGCUCGUGAAUAUGUUGUGCCUUUUUUUGUUGUUUCGCUUUCUGUACAUCAUUCCUCCUCUCUUAGCACAAACCCAGGCAGGCCGAGCAGCGAGCGGAGGAUUGGCACCAGGCAGCUUUCUCUCUUGGCUGAAGAUGGUCAUUUUUACACGGAGGCUGAGAAGGAGCCUCUGCUGCAGUCACAGCGCCCUUCCAUCACGUACAGUAUAUUACUGUUGCCAUAGGAAUGUGCUAAAGGCUGUCCGUUCUUCGAGUAGCAUUGCUUGUCUGAUUAGGCAUUAAUCAGAUCUAACGGAGUGAAAAAGGGAACUGAAGAAUGAGUGUAAGGAGAGGCUGGCUCCUCUUUAAUGCCCUCGCGGAAGGAAGAAACAGGAAAAUAAUCUCAUAGGUAAGGGAAAGUGAUGCAGAUCAUACAGCAUUAAUUACAGUAAUGCACACCUCUUCAAUAAUUAACAGUUAAGCAGAACUAAAUGUUCUUUGUAUUAAUAUUUAUGCAGUACAUUUAGUAAUAGAGUAUCUAAUACGGAGGUGCUGAAUUAGUAGCAACAUCUUGUUCCAUAGCCUAAACCGACCGGUAGACAAGUGAGAUUUUUGUCUAGAUCUGGAAAUUGAGCUUUUUUUUUUCUUUUUUUUUUUUCCUUAGCAGAUUUUGGGGGUUUUGCUUUUGAAGUGUUUGGCUCCCUCUUACCCCAGUUACCGCCGCGUGCUUUUCUAUCCCACGUUAGCAUGUAUCUCUGUCACCAAACCGGCUGGCUGGAGUUAGGUUACGCGUCGCACACCUGCCAUAUUUCGGUUCUGCAUUGGAGAAUCCCAUAGCAUUGAGCCCCAGAAGGAGCCUCACAAGAAUCACACAAGAAUCACAAGGUUGGAAACGACCUAUAAGAUCAUCCAGUCCAACCGUCUCCUCAUCACCAUUGCCACCACUAGUACUAAACCAUAUCACGCAGCAAUAGCUCGCACAGCUGCAGAGCUCCCUGCUGUCUGCAGACCUCCAGGCUGCUGCUGGGGCUGCGGUCCCGAAUUCCUCUCUCACAACAAACAGAGAGGAUAUCAAAACGACUUUCAAACCUCUGGAAAGGAAACUUGGUUUUUUUGGGGAGGAAAUGGGAGAAAUGGUCAGAGGAGAGGGGAGGAGCGGAUGAAAGCGGGUUGUUCUUCAUCUGUGAGCAGCGAACUGUUGUUGGAAGAGCAGCACCCAUCGGAUGCAAGCUGCAGGCAACACAAGGCUGUUUUCCCUUCUGUGAAUUCUAUGAAUGCCUUCUUUACGUGUUCGCUUUUUCCUACGCCAGCAGCAGUUCUGCCUUUAGCUGAGUUCCAAGGGCGACUCUUUGAGGGCUGCAUUCACAUCAACCAUCCAGCCAGAUUUUCUCCUCAACUGCACACCUUCUGGGAGCCCCGUCUGGGCUGCAUCUCCAGCUCUGCCCUUCUCCUUCCCCAGCAGCCCAGCAGGAGCCAAAGGAAGCUCCUUGGUGGCUUCUGGAGCCGCUGACUGUCCAGUGAAGUCUUAUUCUUUCGCACCUCUCGUCCCGUUGAUCUGUUUGAGGUCUUUUUACGUGUUUAUCAAACUUGUUCUUAAGUUUAAAGAAAAACAAAAACAUGUUUUUAUUCAGAUUUAACUGUUUGCAGAAACGUUGGAAGCUUCACAACGCAGAAGAAAAGCAAAGUCUUGCCAUAGUGCCCACCUUCCAUCCCUUCGGCCAGUUGUUUUCCUCCAUACGCGGACUUUCAGACUUCAGAAAAGUGUUAUUUAAAGUCUCUUUAGUUGUAUUUUAAAAUAUUUUCUGCAAGAGCUGCUAAUUUUAUUUAAAAAAGGAGAAAAAAAGAAAAAAAAGAGAGGAAAAAAGUUGUACAAAUAUGCCUCCUUUUAACUCUGAUUUCUUCAUACAGGGCAUGCAUUCGACGUCUCAUCGUGUACAGCGUCAGUACACCGAAAGCAUCGGUGCAAAUGCUUUCUUUCUAUCGGCUGUAAAAAGUUUGUAUUUAUUAUGUAUAAAAAGUUGAAUAAUAAAAAAAGUGGAACUAAAUCCCCAGUGUUGCCCCGAGACGAGGCACUGCUGCAGGCCUCUGUAGAGUCACAGAGUCCCAAGGUCAUCCAGUCCAUCCAUCCCCCAGCACCAGCACUUCCCACUACACCACGUCCUUCAGUGCCACGUCUCCAUGGUUCCUGAACCCCUGCCCGGAUGGGGGCAGCCUCUUUUCCUUCCCAUGUGUUUUUCUGGGUAUCCUUUUCUGGUUUAUUACCCUUUUACGCAGAAGUUUACAUCUUUUGCUUUUGAUCCAUAUACUUAAAGCAAUCUCAGAUGGCAUUUCCAGGUGGUAUUUAUACGAGGAACAAAACGAUGCCGGAAACAGAGACCCAGCAACAGAGCUCCAGUUCUCAAAAUCACUGCUUAAUGGCCUUUAUGCAAUUAGGAUCAUUGCAUCGAGGGGAGAGGGGCUGAUCAUAACUGCCCCCUGCAGUUGUCCCUGCGUGGUGCUGACUGGCCAUUGUGUGAGGAGCCCUUCCCAUACAGCACACAGCUUAUAUGCUGAUCUGUUGUGCUGUGGCACUCAGUGCUGUUCUCCUAUGCAACCACCAGUGCCAGGCUCUCUCCUUUCAGUGUCCCUGUCCCACAGGUGGCUGUUGUUCCAUUAGGUAAAGCCUGGGCUUUCAGCAGGCUCUCAGCUGAGCACACAGCAGCGCGGUGCUGUUUGAACGAUGCUUGGUGCAGGGAUGCAGCACUGUUGGCCCCAGUGCAUCUGUGUUGGAUUAAUCUCCAGUCUUCCACCCCACCCGUUAGCCUUUUCCCCUGAGCUCCUGCAGCCUCUCCCAUGGUGGAAUCUCAGCUCUUUAUAUCCGUUCACACUCCUCCGAAGGCACUGUCCUGCCCUGCUGCUCGCACUGCAUUCCUUCCUGCAGUUUCCCAUUCCCCCGUGUUGUGCCACAGCUCGCACCCCGCAGCCAAACGCCUGUGCAGGCGAUUGCAUCAGCACUUGUGAUCUCCAGGAAAAUCUCUUCCCCCUGAAGUGCUCUGCUCAUGGAAACAGCCUUUCGUGGAAGCGUUCCCUGCAGCGCGGCGGGCGAUGCUGCAGAUGCUGCCACAGAGUUGCCCCAUUGCUCCUCCAGUUGCAGAUCCACAGGAGGGUUGCAAGGAUGUUUGCUGCCUGCUGCUCCCCUGCACCGGGCUGGGAGGUGAGCUGGGGAGUGCAGAGAGACUGGUCCAAAGCCAGAAGGAGAAAAGAAGGGAUAAACAGAAAGAAGAGCUGCUGCAGCCAGGGAUGCAGCAAAUGAGCCAAUAAAACAUGCAGAGAGGAAAACGCUGACGUGCUGAUUGUACCAAGCAGUCUCGCAGUGCAGCCCGGGGGGAUUGAGCAUCAUAGAUCUGGUGGAAGGAUCACCACAGCACAGGAACCUCUGCAUUGCAGAAGCACAGAUUGCAUCCAGAAAAUACACACACUGCAGUGGCACCGGGGAGGUCGUUUAGUGGCACUGAGCUGGAACAGAUGACAUUUCUGUGGUCUGCAGAUAAGCACGAGAGUCGCUCAGCAGUUCAACUCAGCAGCAUUUGUGUGUGCAGAGACACCCAAGGUCAGGGGCUCUGAGCUGUGGGUGCCCCUGUUCACUGCAGGGAAUGGGAACAGAUGAGCUGAGGGCCCCAAGCGCUCUCCAGCUGCUCUGGUUCUCCUGAAUGCAGUGCUGUGGCUGGAGCUGCGUGCUGGCACUGCUGCAGUUGGAGGACAUGUGCAGUGCUUGGACUCAGACCAUGGCUUUGCCUCCACGGUGAAUGCAGUGCAUGGCUCCAUCUCGACCUGUGGGAUUUCACUGCUGUGGAACGCGCCAUUUUCAUUCUAAAUCCAUAAUGAGGAUGGGAAUGCAAUUAGUUGGCUCAUUGGAACACCCAGAGCACUGCUGGCACUGCCCAAAGGUUAACUUCAGCUCUGUGAUGAGGUGCCAUUCUAUUUCAAACUCUUUUCUUCCAGUCCCAAUUUUUUUUACCUUCUUUUUUAAAAAACAGAUGUUUCAUUUGUUUUAGAUUUUGUUUUUCUUAAUGCAAAUUCGAGAGCAAUCGCUGCAAGGGACAUUUCUGCUCUUAUGUAAUUGGCUUUGGCUGUGCAAUGGCUUCUCUUUUUUAUCCAUCAUUUCUUAAGAGACAAAUGAACUCCCAGGCCCCGGUGCAUUGGGAAUGCUGACAGCAGCUCCUUAAAUCCCACUGCAUCGUCUUCUCUGGGCUCAGCCGAGUUCUGCAGAAUGGUCCCAGUCCAGCUUCACCUCUGCGUGAUGGGCAAAUUACUGCACUAAUGAGCUUCUCCUGGAGAAGGGCCUCAGUACUGGGGAAGGACAGAGGGAGGGCAGUCUGUCUGCAGGCGCCUGCAUGUGGGAUGACAGCUGUCAGGUUGGAUGUCAGGGGGAAGUUGUUUAGAGAGAGAGUGGUGAGGUGCUGGAACAGCUGCCCAGAGAGGCUGUGAUGCCCCGUCCAUCCCUGGAGGUGUUGGAGGCCAGGUUGGAUGGGGCCCUGGGCAGCCUGGGCUGCUGUGAGAUGGGGAGGUUGGUGGCCCUGCAUUGGUGGGGGGUUGGAGCUUCGUGAUCCUUGAGCUCCCUUCCAACCCAAACCAUUCUGUGAUCCUGUGAGGACUUCACCACCACUUGUGAGGGAUUGCAGCAGAGAAAGGCAGCCGAGGUCGUAUCAGUAAAUCCAGCAGUGCGAUCUCCUUUAGCUCAGCAGCACGUCUGCAGUGUUUUGCACUCGUUGGCUUUUGACUGCUGCUGGCUUUGCAGGUCUCCCUGCAUCUUAAAUCAGCACAGCUUCCCUCCAUGGCCACGCACUGGGCACUGCUGGGCACUGCUGGCACAGCACCCGCGGCCACUCCUGGCUGUCGGUGUGCUGCAAAGCGCCCUGCUGGGUCCCAGCAAACUGCUGCUCUCACAUCUCAUGUUCGCUGUGCUGGCAGAGCUGUGGGGAUGUAACAGCAGAGAAGUGCUGCCGCUGCUGUCGGAAUGAUGGGAGCUAAUCCGAGGAUGAGGGGACGGUUUAUUGAUUCAAAGUCCUGGCCAGACGUAGAUGGAGAUAAUUCUAGGAUGUAGGGGUAUUAUUCCUACUGAAAAGCAGGCUUGUAAAUUGCUCUCAUUUAUUUAUUAGCCUCUGCAAAACAGCCGUGUGCUACUGCAGCUGGAAGGUUAUGUAGAGACGUGAGUAGCUGUGAUACUGAAAAUAAGAGCUUUCUGGGUGGCAGUCAUCUGAUAUUUGUGCUGAAUCUGCUGGUUUCCUACAGCAAAUAGCCACUAACACCGGAUUCAGCUCUCUUUCCUUAAAGAUAAUAAAAAAAAAGGACAAUAUGCUGAGUUUUCAGCUCUGCUUUAGCAUUCCGGUCAGGUAUCUUUUUGCUCUUCCUUGCAAGCUGGUUUCUGAGGGCUCUGGUUAAUGUCCUUGAAAAUAACCUUGUGCUCAGGCUGGCUGCUGUGUCAUCGCAUCCGUCCCCAUGCAGGCAGCAUCCUGCCCACAGUGGCGGCUGAUGGGGGCUGUCCAGUCUGGCAGACCUGAGUUACCACCAUCAGAUAACGGGUUGUGAAGGGCAGGCUCAGCCCUGAGGCUCUGCUGGGGGACAGGGCUCAGGGUUCUGUUAGUGCUCAGCCUUUCCUCUUGUUAAGGGCUGUUGGAAUCAUAGGCUGGUUAAGUUGGGAGGGGCUGGAUCACAUCGCCAGUAUUGGGGGAUGGGAUCGGAUGAUCUUUAAGGUUGGAACUGAAUGAUCUUUAUGGUCCAACCCAAACUAUUCUAUGCUUCUAUGGUUCUACUUUCCACCCUUCAGAGGUGUCAUCCUCUCGGACAUACGGCUCCAUGAAGUGCAGAGAGUUCAGCAUCUCUCAGACAAAGCAAACGUUGCUGAUUUUUGGUCCUUUCAGUCCUUGCACUCUAUUGCUCCCCGUCUGGAAUCUUCCACCAGCAGCUUUACUUUCAUUCACCGUAUUGCAGUCGGGUUGGGAUGCACGCUGCUCCUCUCAUGCCUCAAACAGGGAAAAUCCUACAGCCUCCAAAUCCCCAGGCUCCCAUAAAUAACCAACACAGUCUCUUCCAACCCAAGCCAUCCUAUGAUUCUAUGCCAACGGGUUUCAGAUCUUUAAAGCAGUGCAUCCAUCUGGAAGGUGGCUGCGUGCCUGAGUCGAGGACAGCAGUGGCUGUAGGUGCUGCAUGUUUAUAGAGGCUGCACUGGCAGUUAAAUUGCCUCAGCACGGCCAACUUGCUGUCACCCAGCCUCAGUGUCUGGUGUUUGAUGGCCUCAUUAUACACAGGCUGUCGAUUCGGCUGCCGUUUUAUCCGGGGUUUUGUCAUUCAGCUGUAAUAGCAUGAAAGGAGGGGAUGUUUCCAUGCAUCUGCAGCCAGCGAGGACUUCAUGGAUACAAGGGCAGCGUGCUGCUGAUCUGCAGUCCUGCGGCUGCUGGCUGCCUUUGCAGGGCUGCACUGAAGGAGGGCACGGCCUGCUCCAGCUAAAUGAAGGAGGGCACGAUCACUGAAUUGUAGAGUCAUAGAGUCAUAGAAAAGGUUGGAAAGGACCUCCAAGGUCGUCCAUUCUGACCCCUGCCCACCCCCACCACGGCCACCCUGUCCCUGGAUGCCGCAUCCGCAUCUUUUCCAGCGGAGCUCACAGCAUCCCCUGGAGGAGCCUGACCUGAUGACUGAGCCCUACAGCACGGCACCUCUGGCUCUGCAGAAGUUUUGCUCCCACCAUCUGCAGCGUUGCAUAGACACGACCGUGGGCAGCUCUGUGGGAGGGAAGCCAGGAGGAGAAACCCAAAGGAUCCCAUGCUUUGUGCAGAGAAUCGCUGGCUGCUUUGUUCACCACUAAAAAGAAGGGAAACGGGUCGGUUCGACACCCCCAAGCCUGGCAUUAGCAGGCAGUGCCCCACAGGGAGCCUCCAGGAUCGUCUCCAAACGACGUGGCACGUCAGUCCUGCUGGAGCUACGGCCAGGGCUGACGUUUUCCAUUACCAGAAGGGAGGGUGGAGAAAAGUAUUUUUACCAUGUAUUUAUAGACCUGGCCGUGAUGCAGUGUUUCCCAAGCUUUGAGUGAAGAACAAUGGACAAAGAGCUUUGUGUUAGGGCUGCUGGUUAGGAACAACAGGAGCGCGGCUCCUGUGGGGAAGGAAAAGGUGAGUAAUAGGGGCUGUGCUGCACGUGGGGAGGGAAAUCUGUUGGAGAAGCAUCAGUGCAAUGGGUGAGGAACCACUGCAGCACUGUGGUGCCGCAUCCCCAGAGGUGUUGGAACCCAGCCCACAGCAGGGGGUUGGAAUGGGGUGGGCUUUAAGGCCCCUUCCAACCCAACCAUCCCAUGACUCUAUGGUAGAACAUCACAUAGAACAGCGUGCAGGGGAAACCAGCCUCCUCCUGCCCUCGGCUUAUUUCUCCUGAAGCUUGAAAGCUGAUUAAGAACCACUUACUUACGCUGAUGGGUUUCAGAUGAUACCAGCAGGGCACGCUGCUCUUCUCCAGCUGCCCAUUAAGGUUUCAAUUUACUGACCUCGCACACAGGCGGGUGAAGCUGUAGGGCCAGGGUGUGAGCUGCUGGAAUGACCUCUGUUAGCAGCCAGGCAGUUCAUUAAAUAAUAAAGAGCUGAACAAUUUCCAGCUAAAUAGCACACCGAGCAUCCCUUAUUUCAUUUCCUGUUUUUUAAAGGAAGUAUAAAUGAUUUACUAAUGUGCCUUAAGUCCUUUAAGUGAAUUCAGGCAGCGAAGCAAAAUCUUGUUUAGCGGGGCAGAUGCCCAAAGGGAAAUGUCUGAGUGAUGGACCUGUUUGUGAACAAUUUAUCAGAGUUAAUGGGGGAAUUUAAUGAGGCCAGCUCUCCAAUCAGUCGGGCUGGUGGCUCAGGCUCCCAUGCUUUGGGAACAAUUAGCAGAUGAAGCUCAGAGAGCUUAUGGUGCAAAACUUCCAACAUCACCUAUUUGAAAUGGAGGGGUGUUGAUCAUGGAAUGACAGCAUGGCCUGGGCUGCAAAGGAGCUCAGCGCUCAUCCAGCUCCAAGCCCUGCUGUGUGCAGGUCGCCAACCAGCAGCCCAGGCUGCCCAGAGCCACAUCCAGCCUGGCCUUGAAUGCCUGCAGGGAUGGAUGGGGCAUCCACAGCCUCCUUGGGCAACCUGUGCCACUGCCUCACCACCCUCUGCCUCCAAAACUUCCUCCUCACAUCCAACCCAAACCUCCCCUGCCUCACUUUCAAGCCAUUCCCCUUGUCCUGUCACCACCCACCCUCACACACAGCCGUUCCCCCUCCUGUUUAUCCGCUCCCUUCAAGCACUGAAGGCCACCAUCAGGUCUCCCUGCAGCCUUCUCUUCUCCAAGCUCCACCUCCCACUGCUGCUGGGAGGUUUGCUGGACUUCAUCCUCUGUACUUUUGCCAAAAGAAGAAACAAUAAAUCCUCCUGCAUGUGAAAUGUUUCCAAAGCCCUUAUGAAUGUGAUCCCCACUCCCUCUCCUCCCUUCCUCGCUUCCACUCCAUCUCACCCAGCUCCAUGCCUGCCCCGGGCUGCUCCAUAACCAGCACUGGGACAUUGGUCAGCAUCUUUAGCAGAGCUGUUGGAGCUGUGAGGAUGUGGACCAUAGAGGAGACGUGGCAACUCAGCUCCAGCAGUAGCAGCUGCUCUGACUGCAGCAAUAAACUUCAACACUCUUGCAAUACAGCUCCCAUUUGAGUCAGACACUACGAACCCUUUACAGCCGGUGUUGCAAUUCAUCAUAUCUCUACCUGAAUUACUUUCCAGGACUGGGCUCCACUCAUUUAACACAAGCUAUCUCAUCUUGUCCAUCUCUGUCCUGGGGUUUAUUUUCCACAGCCACUUGCUGAGAAAAUUCAUCAACUCAGUGGUGUGCCUGAUGGAAUUGCUGGUUGGAGGGGUGGAGGUUGGGAUGUUUUUCUCUCCCUGGCCUCCAGCUGCUGUACAAAGAGGCGGUGAGACGUGGGCUUACCUCGGAGCAGUGACCUUGGCCUUGUUCCUUGAUGUCCCAGCAGGGUCCAGGAGCACUGGACAGCUGGGCUGUCCCUCUCAGAAGGUGACAGCUCUAUUUGGGGACCUCUCAAAGGCUGCGUGGAGACAGCAGUGUCCUGUGAGCACGAGGCUGGGCGCAUUUGGUUGUUGAGUCUCGUGCCACAUCAGCUGGGCAGAGCUGAUGGAAGCAGGACUGAUGGUGUACCUGAAGAGGCAUCCAAGCAAUAGGCAGGGCGCUCUGUGUCACUUGGGCUCAAGUUAAUCUGCUUUGUUGCAGUGAAACCCUCUGCAAGGA